This is a messenger RNA of Lycium barbarum (goji berry), 2418 nucleotides long. RefSeq names its product LEAF RUST 10 DISEASE-RESISTANCE LOCUS RECEPTOR-LIKE PROTEIN KINASE-like 1.1. The record is from RefSeq and is a predicted model, not a curated record. NCBI's taxonomy places the organism in Eukaryota, Viridiplantae, Streptophyta, Magnoliopsida, Solanales, Solanaceae. The transcript is spliced from 4 exons. Gene Ontology annotation, biological process: protein phosphorylation. The coding region runs from base 178 to 2160 and encodes 660 amino acids. Gene Ontology annotation, molecular function: ATP binding; protein kinase activity.
ACAUAGUACUUAGUCAAUGAGGAAGGAGAGUGGAAAAGUCUUCCAUCUUGGCCCUCUAUUGAAUCUUUUCCCUUUUCUUCAAGUCUUUGUAACAAAAUUCCAAGUCCACAGGUAGAAAAUUAAACCAGAUAACAAGAUUAAUAUUGCAGAAGAACUCACUUUUCCAAUUUUCUUGAUAUGGCUUCUACUUCCUUGAUUUUGUGUUGUUUAAUGAUCUUUAACCUACUUCAAGUACAAGGUAACUCCGAAUCAAACUGCACUGAGGAAUUCGAGUGUGGAAGCCUCGGAAUUAUGAAGUUUCCUUUCACAGAUUCCAGCAACCCUGAGUGCGGAUUGUGCAAGUUUGAUUGUCAGGCUAAACCAUAUCCAAAGAUUGAACUUGGUGGACACAAAUAUGAUGCGUUAGUCAAGAAGGGUGAUUUUUUCCUGAUUUCAGAUCCUAAGCUUCACAAGCAAUUAGAAAACAAAAGUUGCAAGCCUUUUUAUAAAAAAAUCUCAUUUCCAAACUCCCCUUUGAUUUCUUUCCAAAUUGUUCCUAACUUGACCUUGUACAGAUGCAAACAUAGUCAUGACAACAAUAUCCAAAAGACAACUGAUUCCUUUUUCCAAGAUUUUGAUAGAUACAAUAAGUGUAAAGAUUUUAAUGUUUACUAUCACCAUCCCAAAAAAGCAUUGACAAAUACUAGUGCUAAGAUAAGUGGCAAACUUCCAAAGCUCUGUUCACUGGUACAAUUGCCAAUUCCAUUGCCUACACCAUCUAAAUCAUAUUCCAGUGACUUGUUUGAACUGUUAACUUCUAGUAUUCUUCUAAACUGGGAGUUGUCUAAAGAUUGUCAUGACUGUCUUGACAAAGGAGGGAAAUGUCUGAUCGGUGACGAACACAACUUUCACUGUUCCAAAGGACAAAAAGGACAAAGUAAGUUGAGAAUGAUUAUUCUGGCCUCAGUUUUAAGUGGAGUCAGUUUGAUCGUAGUAUCUUCCAUUGUCAUCUUUUCUGUCUGGCGUCGCAAGAGAGGGAAGAACGGUUCUACACAAUUUCGUCGGCAUCUUGAGGUAGAGAGCAGAUAUUUUGGUUUUCAGGUUCCCGUUUUCACCUAUGCUGAACUUAAGGAAGCCACCAACAAUUUUGAUCCAUCUAAUGAACUUGGAGAUGGAGGUUUUGGAACUGUAUAUUAUGGAAAACUAUAUGAUGGAAGAGAAGUUGCAGUAAAAUGCCUCUAUGAGCACAACUGCAAGAGAAUGCAACAGUUCAUAAAUGAAAUAGAGAUUCUUACUCGUUUGAGGCACCAAAAUCUUGUGUCCCUUUAUGGCUGCACAUCGAGACGAAGCCGUGAACUUCUCCUUGUUUACGAAUAUAUUCCUAAUGCAACAGUUGCUGAUCAUCUCCAUGGCGAAAGAGCGGCAGAGGGAUUGCUCACGUGGCCCAUCCGCAUGAACAUUGCAGUAGAAACAGCCAGUGCAUUGGCUUAUCUCCAUGCUUCUGAUGUAAUUCAUCGCGAUGUCAAGACUAAUAACAUCCUUCUUGACAACAACUAUCGUGUCAAAGUUGCAGAUUUUGGGCUCUCAAGGCUUUUCCCUAACGACGUUUCUCACAUAUCAACCGCUCCUCAAGGGACGCCUGGAUAUGUUGAUCCUGAGUAUCACGAAUGUUAUCAGUUGACUGACAAAAGUGAUGUUUAUAGUUUUGGCGUUGUCCUGAUCGAGCUCGUAUCGUCAAUGCAAGCAGUGGAUAUAAGUAGGCAUAAGCAGGAGAUCAAUUUGGCUAACUUUGCUAUAAACAGGAUACAAAGAUGUGCAUUUGAUGAACUGAUCGAUCCAUCGCUCGGGUUUAAGUCAGAUACGCUUGUUAAGAGAAUGACUAUCUCUGCCGCGAAUCUAGCUUUUCGGUGCUUGCAAAUCGAGCAGGAUAUUCGGCCAACAAUGGAUGAAGUAUUGGAUAUUUUAAGAAAGAUUCAAAGUGGAGAGUUUCAUCAAAUUGAGAAGACCUUAUAUGAUACUUUCAGUUGUAACUUAGUCAAGUCUAAGAGUGUUAAUAUCCCUCCUUUUCCCCCUGAAUCAGAUGAAGUUGCAUUGCUCAAGAAAGUUAAGUUCCUAUGUUCUUCAGAUACUAAUAGUGAGAUAUGGAUUAGUGGCUCUACCGCAACAAGCACUAGUGAGUGAAUAUCUAUGUUGCUCGGACCCUGCACGGGUGUUAGAUCCUUAAAAAUGCAUGGCUUUUGCAGGAUCCGACGCACACCGUACGAUGUUUUUGAAGUGUCCGAGCACCAUCGGUGAAUAUCUUAGGAAUGUAUAGAAUAAUGUACUUUCAGACUUCAAAAUCUACCAACUCUCGGCUAAAACAUUGGAUGAGCUCAAGAUACAGGGAAUGUACAUAUCAUAAAUUAUGUUCUUGAUGUAUGCUUCUUUUUUGCUUUUCAA